AAAUACCACAACGCACAUGGUUACAAGAAAAAAGCGUCGGCGCGCUUAGCAACUGGCGACCAUUACCCCGGAACUAUCGGUUGAUCGAGCCUUGCUUUCAGUGCGAGAUUAUUGACUGCCUAACAAACGAUCUGAACGAUAUCAUUCUGUGGAGAAGUAUCGUUUUGUCCGCUUUCAGUCAGUUUUGUUAAGUGGCGUUAAAUUUUCAUGAAAUUGGUUAGGUUGUCUGCUUUUGCUUGGGAUUAGAGACGGAGUGUUUGUCCGUGAGGAACGCCGCAGUCAUCAGAAGGAGGAGACUGACGCCGCCGACGCAGCAGAGGACCGCGGAGGCGCCCAGAGCGAUCGAGAGCGCAGACGACAGGUUAUGGUGUUUGUUGACAACAGUUUGGAAGUUCUUUCGCAGGAUAUGGUCGGAAUUUAGUAACAAUCAACAGGCAGACAUAAUCAAUCAGUGACUGGAAAAGAAGCUGUCGACAGAAAUCCAAAAUGGCGGCGCACAUGGGAGCCGCGCCCGAGAGUCCUCGGCCAUUCUCGGUCAUUUCCGAAGGAUAUCAGGACCAACUGAACAUCCCGUUCUUCGACGACCGGUACAGCUUCGGGGAGGCCUACGAGACAAGGAUGAUGGAACUGGUUCACAGGUUCCUGGAGCUUGGGACGGAUGACCGAUUUUGUUACGUAGGCGAUGCUAGGGGGAGUUUAGCGCCGCGAAUCCAGGAACAUUUCUGUCUUUUGGAACCAGUACUGAGCGUCAACCCCGGACACUUUCACUACGAAGAAACACCAAAAUGCAAAAUGCUCCCAUUCAGGAUCGCGUACACCGGCGCAGAGGAAUAUUUCAGAACAGUCGCACAAAACCCGGACAAUUUGCCGCUAUUCGAUCGCGUAUUGUUAAAGGACGCUAUACCCUAUUUCGCAAGUCCGAAGGAAACUUACAUGAACAUCAUGUCGACCAUUUCGGAAUAUGGUAAAAUCAUGAUCGUCCAUCGUCCACAAGCCAUGAACACUUUACCGAUAUUUUCGGAUGCGCGACACCGCUUUGCCGAGACCGAGGAUCAUUACAUACAAAUCGUCAAGGACCUCCAGACAUGUGGGUUUGACGUCCAGUGGGAGAUCGAAUCCGUCCCGAUCAUCAUGCCAAAGGUCAAAUGGCUUGCCAUGCUGAAGGAGAAAUUCCCCCCUCAAAUGGAUAUCAUCAGUAACUUCGAGGUCAUGACCGGGAUACGCGAAUUAUCGGAGGGGGUCCUGAAAUACGAGGGAGACAUGGUCGAGUUCCAAGACAGAUUGUUGUUCGUCACCGCAUCCCGCCCCAUGGUCGAGACGGGUUACCCCAGUAUAAACCGGAUCGGUCGAACUGAGCUGAAACCUUACCCAGGAAUGCAAGACUUGCACUACAAACUUGAGAUCACUCCGGAUAUAAAACCGUUCGUUCCGCUAAUCAAGUGAUGAAACUGUUCGCGUUUCUACCACUACAAAGAAGCCACACAUGUGAAAACAUACAAAAAAUACACUAUCAGAAUGAUAUCUAGUUCACUCUCUGUUUCGUAGGUGGCGCCCUUUGUAAUUUAAAGGGGAACUGUUGAUACAGGCAGGAGCUAUGAGAUCAAAUUGGUGAUCUUAAUGUGACAGAUAUGCAUGCAUGUGACUGGGUCAUAAUUGAUUCAGCGAUGAGUAUCGAGUCCUUGUACAAGCGUGAAUAGUUCCGGUGUGGUGGGAUAGGAGAGACCCCGACCCUAUCGGCGUUUCAUGGAACUUAGUCUGACCUACCCAGGCUCCUGCCUAUAGACUCCCUUUAAGACGUGUACAUUUCUUCACACUUUGAUCCAUCGUAUCAAGAAAUGAUAAAGACGACUAGUCUUUACUUAUUCUUGGUUAUAUAUUAAGACCCCCUUUAGGAGGGGCUCUUAAGAUACACGUGUGUGCGGGAGUAUAUAAUGUAAAUGAAGUGAAAUAAAGAGAGUAAAUAUUGUAUAUCCUACAAACAAUUUUUUUUGGUAUUUUUCUGAAUUAACUCCGUUGAGUUUACCGAUUUCUCCGCGAUCUUCCGGUGGUGG
Molecule: messenger RNA, 2051 nt
Organism: Lineus longissimus
Lineage: Eukaryota; Metazoa; Nemertea; Pilidiophora; Heteronemertea; Lineidae
Exons: 2
Coding region: 487-1443 (318 amino acids)
Source: RefSeq, a predicted model, not a curated record